Messenger RNA from Alnus glutinosa, 2228 nucleotides. RefSeq names its product BURP domain-containing protein 12-like. Lineage: Eukaryota; Viridiplantae; Streptophyta; Magnoliopsida; Fagales; Betulaceae. The transcript is spliced from 9 exons. Bases 70 to 2034 code for a protein of 654 amino acids. The record is from RefSeq and is a predicted model, not a curated record.
CAUGCACCGGAUGGUUAUAAAAGCUAGCAUGGUUUUCUUGAAAUCUCACACCCUUAAUCAACAAGAGUUAUGAGAAAUAUGGCUCUUCCAUCUGCAUAUUGGAUCCUCUCCUUUUAUCUUUUGCUCUUAAUGUGUGAUCAUGGAAGUGGAGCAAGGGAUGUUGCUAAGCAAGAGCAUGUUAGUUGGAACCAUGCUAAUGGAGUGAAGGUCGACGAAGCUGGACAACACUUGAACCAAGAAGAGAUGAACCAACCCUACAUAGCUGGGUAUAGAAACAGACAAGCAAAUUAUAUAGCUAGUUAUGGAACCAGAGAAGACGUAAAAGACAAUUACGUAGCUCAGUAUGGCACUAAAAAAGCCUUGAAAGACUCUGGGAUGGAGUACAAAGAACACCAUGGCCAACAAGUGGAGGUGGCAAACCAAAAAGAGAUAGACCAGCCCUACAUAGCUGCGUACCAAAAAAGACAGACAAAUUACAUAACCAGUUAUGGAAGCAGAGAAGAUGUGAAGGACAAUUACAUAGCUCAAUAUGGCACUAAAAAAGCCUUGAAAGACUCUGAGAUGAAAAAUAAAGAGCAUGGCCACCAACAAGUGGAGGUGGCAAACCAAAAUGAGAGGAACCAACCCUACAUAGCUGCGUACAGAAAUACAGAGCAUGGCCAACAAGUGGAGGUGGCAAACAAACAAGAGAUAGAGUACCAGCCCUACAUAGCUGCGUACAGAAAGAGACAGGCAAAUUACAUAACCAGUUAUGGAAGCAGAGAAGAUGUGAAAGACAAUUACAUAGCUCAGUAUAAUACAAAAGAAUCCUUGAAAGACUCUGAGAUGAAAAAUAAAGAGCAUGGCCACCAACAAGUAGAGGUGGCAAACCAAAAAGAGAGGAACCAACCCUACAUAGCAGGGUACAGCAAUACACAGCAUGGCCAACAAGUGGAGGUGGCAAAUAAACAGGAGAUAGACCAGCCCUACAAAGCUGGGUACAAAAACAAACAGGCAAAUCACAUAACCAGUUAUGGAAACAGAGAAGAUGUGAAAGACAAUUACAUAACUCAGUAUGGUACUAAAGAAGCCUUAAAAGACUCAGAGAUUGAGAAUAAAGAGCAUUGUGGCCAACAAGUGGUGGAAAACCAAAAAGAGAUGAACCAACAACCCUACAUAGCUGGGUACAGAAACAGAGAAGCAAAUUACAAAACUGGUUAUGGAGGCAGAGGAGAUGCGAAAGACAGUUACAUAACUUCAUACACUAGGAAGAGUCAGAAUUCCUACAUAGCUGCCUACAGAAAUACGCAAGACUUGCAUGAAAAUCAAAUGGCAGAAAAGGCAUCAUCAUCCCACAUGGAUCACUCGGAAGCAUUCAAGUCAGGCUUUUUCGCCAUUGAUGAUCUGUAUGUUGGGAGAACAAUGGCAGUCCACUUCCCCAUACAAGAAUUUCCCCACUUCUUGCCUAGAGAAGAAGCUGAUUCCAUUCCUUUCUCAUUGCCCCAACUCCCAGACGUUCUUCAACUCUUCUCAAUCCCUACAGAUUCUCCCAAUGCAAAAGCCAUGAAAGACACACUCCAGCAGUGUGAAUCUUUACCCAUCAAGGGGGAGAUCAAGCUCUGUGCUACCUCUUUAGAAUCCAUGGUUGAUUUUGUGAACAACAUCAUGGGCUCGCGGACUAACUUGAAUGUCCUAACAACAACAACACACCCCACAAUGCCAACUGCCCUGACACAAAACUACACUGUCUUGAGAAUUUCAGCAGAAAUUUAUGCUCCUAAAUGGGUAGCUUGCCACCCACUGCCUUACCCUUACAAAGUUUUCUACUGUCACUUCAUAGAAAGGAGCAAGAUUUUCAAGGUUUCACUAGGAGGUGAGAACGGACAGAAGGUGGAAGCUGUUGCUGUAUGCCACAUGGACACGUCUGAUUGGGACCCUAAUCACAUUCUGUUUAGCCAACUUGGAAUCAAGCCCGGCUCGUCUUCUCCAAUAUGCCAUUUCCUCCCCGUAUAUCAUCUUGUCUGGGUUCCAUCGCCGACAACAGCCUCUAUCUAAGCAACAGCACCGUUGUCUCUAUGUUGUGUAGAUGUUGAAUAAAGGUCAAUAAUCACCGAGUUCUUGUUCUGCUUGUGAUGGUACUUUCUGGUUUGUUGUUUCUGUGUCAUGUUGGGGAAAAUCAGAUGUACAAAAGGCUCUGACUUUGUUCUUAAGCAUUUAGUUAUGAAACAUUCCUGGCACUUGUGUUAUGA